CUUUUUGAGCUUGGCGUGCUGCCCACAUUGCUGCCCAACUGCUGCCCCGCGCCCCAGAAAUCAGGGUACGGCAAAUCUACCACUGCGCCACAUCGUUCUGCUGAGCUAUUGGGUGUGCGCUUGCUUAGCGUGGCGUGUGGGAGCGUGAUCGUCAACCAACAGCUCAAGGGCAUCCCGACGCAAGAACGAGCGUGGCCGGCGCAUUAGGAGCUACGCUGUCAAAAUACGUAGACAAACAGUAAACGCGUCAUCAUGAGUAAAGCGCUAGCCCUGGCCCUCGCGUGCCACGGUGUCGCCGCCUGGACCGCGUCUGACGCUUCAAUCCGCAGCGCAGUGCGUCUCUGGCUCUCGGACAAGUCUGCCGCCGAGGUCAAGUACGGUCAUAUCUCCACGUGGGAGACCGGUGGGGUCACGGACAUGGAUUUCUUGUUUUGCGUGCGGACUGAUUGGAUUGACGCAGAGUACGAAGACGAAGACAAUUUUUUAGAUCCCUGCGUGCUUCCAGCAUCGGCGUCGUCCUUCAACGACGGCAUCAGCGCGUGGGACACCUCCAGUGUAACGACGAUGAAGUUGAUGUUCCACGGCGCCUCGGCCUUUAACCAGCCGCUGAACGACUGGCGGGUCGACAAGGUCACGAAUAUGAACGGGAUGUUUUUACAAGCCGCGGCAUUCGACCAGCCGCUCAACGACUGGUGGGUUGACAAGGUCACGAGUAUGGUGGGAAUGUUCCACGACGCCUUGUCGUUCAACCAAGACAUCAGCGGCUGGAGGGUCGAGAACGUCACGAAUAUGUACAUAAUGUUUGCCGGCGCCAGAUCGUUCAACCGGCCGCUCGGCGACUGGCGGGUCGACAAGGUCACGGAUAUGAGCUACAUGUUCCGCGAGGCCUCGGCGUUCAACCAGCCGCUCGGCGACUGGAACGUCGACAAGGUCACGGAUAUGCACGGGAUGUUCUACAAGGCCAAAGGGUUCAGACAGGACCUCGGUUGGUGCGUGAACGACGACGUGAACAUGAAAUACGCGUUCCAAAAAUCAAGGUGCGAGUGGACGUCGUGCGGCGUCAUGCAAAAGAAACGUUAUGAGCUUGAGCAAUGUGUCUACACGGGCAAGUCUUAUACUCUGCUGAUGGUAUUCGUGAUCUCUUUUGUGGGAGCGUCGCUGCCCGUGCGAGAGAUCAAAAUCUUGCGACCCAGAUGUCAGUCUCCGGCUCACUGGUUGAAUCUCGCGCAGGUUGCUCGUGGCGCUCGUGGUGAACGACGGGACGUUGGAGGGUCUCUUCUACCGAACGCCAGUACGCUACAGCGGCGUGGGAAGCGACGACGAGGGAAUCGAGAUGUCGGGCUCGUCAGUCGCUACGGGGUCGAAUCUAGCCGCCGCGACGACCUAUGUGAUGCUGCGAGGAUUCCCAAUGACUCGACUAGCUCUAAAUCUCUAUAAAUAUCGCGUGAGGAUAUUGACCUCUAUCAAGGCAAUCGUCGAUUACGGAAAGGACAAGCCCUGGUGGGUGGCCAGAUUCGUCGCCGUCUGUCUAGGCAACCCGCUCGCGUUUUUUGGUUAUUUUGGUUAUGUGACCCAGCACCACGAGGUGCUCGGAAUCACAGCGUUCAAGGACCUUGGUGGGAACAUUUUUUGGAUGAAUCCACUGCUCUUCGUGGCGGUCACUUUUCCGAUCUACUUGCUCUGGGUGCUGUUCAAUGUCGAGGCGAUAAGGGCAGUGACUGUAUGCAGCGACAGAUCGUUUGAUGCCAACAACUAUUUCGAGACGUACACGCCGAGGGCUGCGGCCGUGGCAAUACCAGGACUAUUGAAUUUGCUUGUUUGGGGUACUUCGGGAAUGGAAGGCAACGUCUUCGGAUUCAUGUUUUUUCUUCCGCUGCUGAUAGCACAAGUUUUGUACCUGGCCAUGUGGGUCUACGCCCUGUGCUCUUCCUGCUUCGUUAAAAAUCAAUAUAAUAAUCCGUCAGGAACUGACGACUUAUCGCAAACUUCAAUGGUCUGAGCUUGGUGUAGCUUCCUGCCGCAGUCUGCUGACCCGCUUUCGGCGGUGACGGCUUCCGACCCUUUCCGGACCUUAACGCCAGCCUGACGACUUCACAGUUCUUCGUCGUCUCCGCGGCUAGGCGGUCUAGCUCUAAUAGGAUAUUCCUUCCUUAAUU
This is a messenger RNA of Pelagomonas calceolata, 2156 nucleotides long. The record is from the annotation of a GenBank genome assembly. NCBI's taxonomy places the organism in Eukaryota, Pelagophyceae, Pelagomonadales, Pelagomonadaceae.